This is a messenger RNA of Aspergillus pseudotamarii, 6660 nucleotides long. Its product is annotated as bifunctional carbamoylphosphate synthetase/aspartate transcarbamylase. Gene Ontology annotation, biological process: UTP biosynthetic process; L-glutamine metabolic process; L-citrulline biosynthetic process. The record is from RefSeq and is a predicted model, not a curated record. Bases 1 to 6660 code for a protein of 2219 amino acids. Lineage: Eukaryota; Fungi; Ascomycota; Eurotiomycetes; Eurotiales; Aspergillaceae. Gene Ontology annotation, cellular component: cytoplasm; cytosol. Gene Ontology annotation, molecular function: ATP binding; aspartate carbamoyltransferase activity; metal ion binding. The transcript has 3 exons.
AUGGAUCUUAGCAGUGGCGCCGUGAUUCCCCCCGCCUCGUCUCGAGUGCGUGGCGGCAGCGGGAAGCUGUUCGCUCUUGAGCUCGAGGAUGGCACAGUCUACCAGGGUUACAGCUUUGGCGCUGAGAAGAGCGUAGCAGGAGAGCUGGUUUUCCAGACUGGCAUGGUAGGAUACCCGGAGUCAGUGACUGACCCCUCCUAUCGUGGCCAGAUCCUGGUCGUCACUUUCCCCUUGGUGGGCAACUAUGGUGUUCCCUCUCGGGAGACCAUGGACGAGUUGUUGAAGACAUUACCAAAAUACUUUGAGUCAACCGAGAUUCACAUUGCGGCACUCGUCGUUGCCACCUACGCCGGAGAGGACUACUCACACUUUCUUGCUGAGUCCUCCCUGGGACAAUGGCUGAAGGAACAGGGUGUUCCUGCCAUGCACGGAGUCGACACCCGUGCUCUGACAAAGCGCAUCCGUCAGAAGGGUAGCAUGCUUGGCCGCAUGUUGCUCCAGAAGUCCGAUGAAACAUUGGAGGAGGCUCCAGUGGACAAGGACAGCUGGAGGUCCUACUUCGAGCAGACUGAGUGGGUUGACCCGAAUAAGAAGAACCUGGUGGACGAAGUUUCCAUUCGGGAACCACGUCUUUUCUCCCCUCCUGAGAAUGUUGCCCUCAAACACCCUUCUGGCCGUCCGGUUCGCGUUCUGUGCUUGGACGUUGGUCUGAAAUUCAACCAGCUGCGCUGCCUGCUUGCUCGGGGCGUUGAAGUCUUGGUUGUCCCUUGGGACUAUGACUUCCCUACCCUCGCCGGCAAGGACUACGAUGGUCUCUUUGUCUCCAACGGUCCUGGUGACCCUGCCACAAUGACCACUACUGUCAACAACCUGUCGAAAACCCUCAAGGAGGCACGGACCCCUGUGUUCGGUAUCUGUCUGGGCCACCAGUUGAUUGCCCGCUCUGUCGGCGCUCAGACCUUGAAGAUGAAGUUCGGUAACCGUGGUCACAAUAUCCCUUGCACCAGCAUGGUGACCGGCAAGUGCCACAUCACUUCUCAGAACCAUGGUUAUGCCGUCGAUUCCACAAGCCUCCCCGAGGACUGGGAAGAGCUGUUUGUGAAUGCCAAUGAUGGCAGUAACGAAGGUAUCCGGCACACCAGCCGUCCGUUCUUCAGUGUUCAGUUCCACCCUGAGAGCACUCCUGGUCCCAGAGAUACCGAGUAUCUCUUCGAUGUGUUUAUCAACAGCAUCAAGGAUACUCUGACUUCCCCCGAAGCUAUCAACAAGCCCGUUACCUUCCCAGGUGGCACUGUGGCUGAGAACAUCAAGGCCUCGCCUCGUGUCUCCGUCAAGAAGGUUUUGAUCUUGGGAAGUGGUGGUCUUAGCAUUGGUCAAGCUGGAGAAUUCGAUUACUCUGGAAGUCAGGCUAUCAAGGCCUUGAAGGAAGAGGGCAUCUACACUAUCCUGAUUAACCCGAACAUUGCCACCAUUCAGACCUCGAAGGGAUUGGCGGACAAGGUGUAUUUCCUUCCUGUGAAUGCAGACUUCGUGCGAAAGGUUAUCAAGCACGAGCGGCCCGAUGCUAUCUACGUCACCUUCGGUGGCCAGACCGCCUUGCAAGUCGGUAUCCAGCUCAAGGAUGAGUUUGAGUCUCUUGGUGUCAAGGUUCUGGGUACACCAAUUGACACAAUCAUCACCACCGAGGAUCGUGAACUCUUUGCUCGUAGCAUGGACUCGAUUAACGAGAAAUGUGCCAAGUCUGCUUCGGCAUCCAACCUCGAGGAGGCUCUCCGAGUCGUGGAGACAAUCAAGUUCCCUGUCAUCGUCCGUGCUGCUUACGCUCUUGGAGGUCUGGGCAGUGGUUUCGCUAAUAACAUGGAUGAACUGAAGGACCUUUGCACAAAGGCAUUUGCUGCCAGCCCCCAAGUUUUGAUUGAGAAGAGUAUGAAGGGCUGGAAGGAAAUCGAAUACGAGGUUGUCCGUGACGCCAGAGACAACUGUAUUACUGUUUGUAACAUGGAAAACUUCGACCCUCUUGGUAUCCAUACCGGUGAUUCCAUUGUUGUUGCGCCGUCGCAGACUCUUUCUGAUGAGGACUACAACAUGCUGCGCACAACCGCUGUCAAUGUGAUCCGGCAUCUUGGCGUUGUUGGAGAGUGCAAUAUCCAGUAUGCGCUCAACCCAUUCUCGAAGGAGUACUGUAUCAUUGAAGUGAAUGCUCGUCUGUCAAGAUCCUCUGCUCUUGCUUCAAAGGCUACUGGUUAUCCUCUUGCCUUCAUUGCGGCCAAGCUUGGUUUGGGCAUUCCUUUGAAUGAGAUCAAGAACUCUGUUACUAAGGUCACUUGCGCCUGUUUCGAGCCUUCCCUGGACUACUGUGUUGUGAAGAUUCCCCGCUGGGACCUUAAGAAGUUCACUCGUGUCUCUACUCAGCUUGGCUCCUCUAUGAAGAGUGUUGGUGAAGUCAUGAGCAUUGGGCGAACCUUCGAGGAAGCGAUUCAGAAGGCCAUUCGCUCCGUUGAUUUCCACAAUCUUGGUUUCAACGAGACUAGCGCACUUAUGUCCAUCAAGGGCGAACUGCAAACUCCGUCCGAUCAGCGCUUGUUCGCCAUCGCCAACGCAAUGGCCGCCGGAUAUAGCGUCGAUGACAUUUGGAAAUUGACCCAGAUCGAUAAGUGGUUCCUUAGCAGACUUAAGGGUCUCAGUGACUUUGGCAAGCUUAUGACCACUUAUAAUGCUACCACUGUUCCCAGACCUCUUAUUCGACAGGCCAAGCAGCUGGGUUUCUCUGAUCGUCAACUUGCCAAGUUCAUUAGCUCCAACGAGCUCGCCGUCCGUCGCAUGCGUGUUGAAGCUGGUAUCAUCCCUAUCGUCAAGCAGAUUGAUACCGUUGCUGCUGAGUUCCCCUCGGUGACCAACUAUCUGUAUCUUACUUACAAUGCCUCUGAACAUGAUGUUGCGUUCAAUGAUAAGGGUAUCAUGGUCUUAGGAUCUGGUGUUUACAGAAUUGGUUCCUCCGUUGAGUUCGACUGGUGUUCUGUCCGUACUAUCCGCACUCUCCGUGAACAGGGCUACAAGACCGUUAUGGUCAACUAUAACCCUGAAACGGUCAGUACAGACUAUGACGAAGCCGAUCGCUUGUACUUUGAGAACAUUAACUUGGAGACUGUCUUGGAUAUCUAUCAGCUGGAAUCCUCCAGUGGUGUUAUCAUGUCCAUGGGUGGUCAGACUCCAAACAACAUCGCCCUGCCUCUCCACCGUCUCAAUGUCCGCAUUCUUGGAACCUCUCCUGAGAUGAUCGAUGGAGCUGAGAACAGAUACAAGUUCUCGCGUAUGCUUGACCGUAUCGGUGUUGACCAGCCCGCGUGGAAGGAGCUUACUAGCAUCGAAGAAGCAACCAGCUUCUGUGACAAGGUUGGCUACCCUGUGCUUGUCCGACCUUCUUAUGUGCUUUCCGGAGCUGCCAUGAACACUGUUUACUCCGAGCAUGAUCUUGCCAGCUAUCUCAACCAAGCCGCUGAGGUUUCGCGCGAGCAUCCUGUUGUUAUCACCAAGUAUAUUGAGAACGCCAAGGAGAUCGAGAUGGACGCUGUGGCACUUAACGGUACCAUGGUUGGGCAUUUUAUCUCUGAGCACGUCGAGAAUGCUGGUGUCCACUCUGGUGAUGCCACAUUGAUCUUGCCCCCGCAGGAUCUGGACCCAGAGACCGUCCGGCGCAUCGAGGAGGCUACUAGGAAGAUCGGUAAUGCCCUUAAUGUCACUGGUCCUUACAACAUUCAAUUCAUCGCAAAGGACAAUGAUAUUAAGGUCAUCGAGUGUAACGUCAGAGCUUCUCGUUCCUUCCCAUUCGUUUCCAAGGUCAUGGGAGUUGACCUCAUCGAGAUGGCCACCAAGGCGAUGCUCGGGGUUCCCUUCCAGGAAUACCCUCCUGUCAGUGUUCCCAAGGACUACGUUGGCGUGAAGGUGCCCCAGUUCUCCUUCUCCCGUCUCUCUGGUGCGGAUCCGGUCUUGGGUGUCGAGAUGGCCUCCACCGGUGAAGUUGCUUCCUUCGGCCGCGACAAGUACGAAGCUUAUCUCAAGGCACUUUUGUCGACUGGUUUCCGCCUACCGAAACGCAAUGUGCUGUUCUCUAUCGGUUCAUACAAGGAGAAACUCGAGAUGUUGCCGUCAAUUCGCAAGCUGCACCAGAUUGGGUUCAACCUCUUUGCUACUUCUGGUACUGCCGACUUCCUGAAGGAGAACGGUGUCCCUGUCAAGUACCUCGAGAUCCUGCCAGGCCAGGAGGAUGAACUCAAGUCCGAGUACUCUCUCACUCAGCACUUGUCGAACAACCUCAUCGAUCUCUACAUCAACUUGCCGUCUAGCAACCGAUUCAGGCGCCCAGCCAACUAUAUGAGUAAGGGUUACCGCACUCGCCGAAUGGCUGUUGACUACCAGACCCCCUUGGUCACCAAUGUCAAGAACGCCAAGAUCCUGAUCGAAGCUAUUGCUCGUCACUAUGACCUGGCCGUGCAGACAAUUGAUUAUCAGACCAGCCAUCGCACUGUCACACUUCCUGGCUUAAUCAACAUUGCCGCUUUUGUGCCCGGUCUUAUGACUCCUGGCUCCAAGGACUUCGAGCUUGUGACCAAGGCUUCUAUGGCUGCCGGCUUCAGUAUGGUGCGCGUCAUGCCUGUUGGCAUCGAUGCCUCUGUCACUGAUGCUCGCGCAUUGAAGGUUGCCCAACAGAAUGCCCAGAAUGCUUCUUUCUGUGACUUCAACUUUUCCGUUGUAGCAACUUCCACCAACGCUGAGCAAAUCGGUCAGGUUACUGGAGAUGUGGGUUCUCUGUUCAUUCCUUUCAACCACCUUUCUGGAAAUAUCAGCAAGGUCGCAGCAGUCACCAGCCACUUCGGCGCUUGGCCUUCGAGCAAGCCAAUCAUCACAGAUGCCAAGUCUACCGACCUUGCCUCGGUCCUUUUGCUGGCAAGCCUCCACAGUCGCAACAUCCACGUCAUGAGUGUCUCCUCCAAGGAAGAUAUUACUCUCAUCGCGCUUAGCAAGGAGAAGGGUCUCAAGGUGACUUGCGAUGUCUCUGUGUUCAGCCUCUUCCUGUCUCAGGAAGAUUACCCUGAAUGCAGCUUCUUACCUUCCGCUGAAGAUCAGAAGGCCCUCUGGGAGAACCUUAGCACCAUUGAUGUUUUCUCCAUUGGCAGCAUUCCGUUCCAGCUUGCUGGCGAGAAGGCUUCCCCAGAGGUCGGUAUCGCUGAAACUCUGCCACUGCUCUUCACUGCCGUGUCGGAGGGUCGCCUGACCGUCCAGGAUAUCAUCGCUCGCCUGUAUGAGAACCCCAAGAAGAUCUUCGAGCUACACGAUCAGGUCGACUGUUCAGUUGAGGUCGAAGUUGACCGCCCGUACCUGUUCCAGAACGCGCACGCGUGGUCUCCUAUCAGCGGAAAGAGCGUGAAAGGAUCUGUCCAGCGGGUUACCUUCCAAGGAAAGACAUCCUGCCUCGACGGCGAGAUCACACCCGAUGCUCCGAAGGGAACGGAUAUGUCUGCCCACCGGAUUGUGCCGGCAUCUCCUUCUGUCAAGGCCAUGUCUCCCUUAGUGCAGGCCCGGCCAGAGGGUAUCGAUGGACGGCUGUCAGUUGCGGGAACUCCUGCUCGCCCUUCACGUCGGGCCUUGGACCAGGCCCCUGCUGUCGGUGAACUUGGACCUCCCUUGUAUCCUACCGUCUCACAAACCUCUUCUCCUCUGCAUGAAAUGCUCUCUCGGUCAACUUUCAGACAGAAGCACGUGCUCUCUGUCGGCCAGUUCACCCGUGCCGACCUACACUUGCUCUUCACUGUGGCCCAAGAAAUGCGUCUCGGUGUUCAACGUCAGGGCGUCCUCGAUGUCCUGAAGGGCCGUGUCCUUUGCACCCUCUUCUAUGAGCCUUCGACCAGAACGUCUGCUUCCUUUGACGCUGCUAUGCAGCGUCUUGGAGGACGUACCAUUGCCAUCUCGACGGAGCAUUCUUCGACAAAGAAGGGUGAGAGCUUGCAAGAUACCCUCCGAACCCUCGGCUGCUAUGGAGACGCUGUCGUUCUCCGUCAUCCAGACCCGACCAGCACUGAAAUCGCUGCCAAGUUCUCCCCUGUUCCCGUCGUCAACGGUGGAAAUGGAAGUGUUGAGCACCCGACGCAGGCAUUCCUGGAUCUCUUCACCAUCCGUGAAGAACUGGGAACUGUCACUGGCUUGACGAUUACCUUCACUGGUGACCUGAGAUAUGGCCGCACCGUCCAUUCUCUUAUUAAGCUUCUCCAGUUCUACGACGUGCGGGUGCAGCUUGUCGCCCCUAAGGAUUUGUCCUUGCCGGAAGAGGUUCGCCAGCAAGUUAUUGCUUCCGGCCAGCUGGUUGUGGAGUCCGAGGAGUUGACUCCGGAGAUCGUUGCUCGUUCCGACGUUUUGUACUCUACCCGCGUACAGAAGGAACGCUUCGCCGACCUGGAACAGUAUGAGCGUCUCAAGAACAGCUUCGUCAUUGACAAUGCUCUUCUCAAGCACGCUAAGAGCCACAUGGUUGUGAUGCACCCCUUGCCCAGAAAUGCGGAGAUUGCGGAGGAGGUUGACUUCGACCAGCGGGCGGCCUAUUUCAGACAGAUGAGAUAUGGCCUCUACUGUCGCAUGGCUUUGCUUGCAUUGAUUCUGGCGCCUUAG